AUGAGUGUUUAUGUGAUACAUGUAGCAUUUAGUUGCUUUCCUGUCUUACUUUUUUACAGAUGGCCUCCAAUUGUCAGGUAUCCGUGUCCCGUGUACAGCGCAAAAUAUUUCCAUAGUGUUGUUUGUUUGCUGCUGUUCUUGUUUCCUUUUAUUAUAUUUCUCAACAGUGGUGCUCCGAAAGAAAGUAUGUGCGCUGGGCGGGAUUGUUCCCCAGCCUUAAAUGUGCUGGCUGGGCCUCCCACAGAUAAUGGAAAACAGCCCGCUUCUCUGCCGCCCGAUGCUGGCUGGAAAACACCGCCUACCGCCAUGGACGAUCAAUUUCUAUAUGGUGUUUACGUGCCACCAGCUGCUUACGGUAAGUUGCAUAAUAGGGGGAACCUAGACGAGUCAGCUGAAGGGUUAUUAUCGGUCCCCUACGGUGGGGCACAAAAGUGGGAAGGGGAGAACGAAUGGGAAACGAGUAUGUUGGGGGCACCUUGCAGUGAGCCACUGUUCUGCCUUGGUGCCUGUUGUUGCCCAUGGUGCUGUGCGUUCUUGCAACGGAAGAAGCUGUUGGAAAAUGAUUGGUCUCGUUAUUUGUGCUGUGCUGGAAUGUUUUGUGGAAGUAGGUGCUGUGUCUGCGAAGGCUGUGAGCCGUGCUGUUUGUGCCUGGAGUCUUGCUUUUGCCUUGCGUGUGCAGUUUACGGUAAUCGUUUCAUUAUUCGUAAGCACUACAAUUUGCAAAAUGAUUGUUGUGAUUCGGUCAUCAUUUGGUGUGCCUAUUUGUGCAGUUGUCUGGCUUGUCUACUGAACGAUGAAUCCCUUAAAACCAUUGCAGAUGUUUUCUUCUACAUUGUUAUUGGUUGCAUGUUAAGCCAGCAUCAACAUCAAAUGAAGAAACAAGGAUAUCCGUGGUGCAGAAUUAUGAAAUAG
Molecule: messenger RNA, 912 nt
Organism: Trypanosoma brucei brucei TREU927
Lineage: Eukaryota; Euglenozoa; Kinetoplastea; Trypanosomatida; Trypanosomatidae
Exons: 1
Coding region: 1-912 (303 amino acids)
Source: RefSeq, a predicted model, not a curated record